GUUGACGCGUUCACGCGUCGUCGGGGCACGGACGUAUAUGUGACGCACAAGGCCAGUAGUGGUGGAUGCCAGACUGAUCGUAGGUCACGCUGGAAGUUCGUCGGAGGCAGGACCAGUCGCUCGGCCCCGUCGUGAGAGCACACUUCUCGCUCCGAUCACGCGUGUAUUACGACGGAGAGCCAGGCUCGCCAAGACCAGCUGCCAGCCUCGCAUCGAUCGGUCCGGAGAUCAGGGGAAGCGGUAGCACGUGUGCGACAUCAGAGAGCCGUUAACGUUUCGACAUGGUCGUUCCUACGGAUCAUACACUUCACGAAGCAAUUCAAGUAUCGUCACUGAUACUUUCUGACGAUGUUAGACGACAAAAAAUCGAGAAUCACAUGGCGAAGAUGCGAUUCUCCGCGGCAACUGCGCGGAAGAUACAGGAUGUUUUUAUUUCGGAAAUGAACAAGGGAAUUCAUCAGCAAUCGUCCUCUUUGCAGAUGGAAAACACCUAUAUACCGGAACUACUCGAUGGAACAGAAGAGGGUCUUUACUUGGCACUCGACCUCGGCGGCACUAACUUUCGCGUGCUCCUGUUGGAGUUGGCUCAUGGUGCUCCCGUACGACAAGAAGUGAAGCGAUAUUACAUCGGGUCUGAAUUAAGGGUCGGCUCGGCAAUCCCUCUGUUUGACUAUUUGGCCGAGUGUGUCAGUGAUUUCGUCAUUUCUCAGGGUCUUCAGGACGUGGAGCUUCCUCUUGGCUUUACCUUCUCCUUCCCGAUGGUUCAACACUCGUUGGACGUCGGUAUUCUGGUGACAUGGACCAAGACGUUCAACUGUCCCGAUGCUGUGAACAAGGACGCCGUGAGGCUCCUGCGAGAGGCAUUGGAUCGGCGAGGCGACACAAAGGUGAAGGUCGUAGCCGUUUUAAACGACACGACAGGUACCUUGGUACAGGGAUCAACUUUGGAUCGUAACACGGCGAUUGGACUUAUUCUGGGAACUGGCAGCAACGCCUGUUAUCUGGAACGCGCGGACCGGGUCGAGCAUUGGGAAACGGAGAGACACGGCGAGAGAGAAGUUAUCAUUGAUAUCGAGUGGGGCGCCUUCGGCGAUAAUGGCGUCUUGGACUUCAUCAAGACGGAUUUCGAUCGCGAGAACGACGCAAAUUCCCUUAUCGUGAAUUCGUUUACAUUUGAAAAGUACAUUGCUGGCAAAUAUCUCGGUGAGGUGGUUCGCGUGAUACUUGCGAAGUUGACCAAAGAGAGGCUUUUAUUUGUAGGAGAAUCUACAUUAGACAGUCUCCUAACGCCCGGUGAUCUUACCACCGAUCUGAUAUCGCACAUCGAGCAGGACGCGGUGGACGGCGGCGACAGUAAUACGAGGGAGGUCCUUGGGAAAUUCGGCAUCAUUCCGGACGAGGAUGACAUCAGAAUCGUUCAAUACGUGUGCCAGGUCGCCUCUAACCGCGCAGCUCUUCUAGUGUCGAUAUGUCUGGCGAGCUUGCUGGAUCGCAUCGAUAAGGAACAAGUGACGAUCGCUGUGGAUGGGUCUCUGUACAAGCAUCAUCCUCGAUUAGAAGGUUGGAUGAAGCAGUACAUCUCGCUUCUCAGCCCAGGACGAAAGUUCAAAUUAAUCCACGCGGAAGAUGGAAGCGGCAAGGGCGCCGCGCUGGUCUCCGCUAUCGCACAAAGAAUCCAAAAGCGGUUAAAAUAAUCGCGAGCAAAUUAUAAAAAGAAGAAAAACGUCUACCUGUCAUCGUAGCCGUCGUUAUCAUCACCGGCGCAACUUUGCACGAGUCGCCAAUAGUCAUAGAAAUGCUCCACCAGCAGAUUUCAAUUCAAUAUUGCGGCAAAUUCCUCGCUGUAUCCACAAAUAUGUUACUCGCGAUACUUAGAUUGAAUUCUAAUGGAUUGCAGGCGUCUCGAUUAAUAUCAAUUUAGGCAUUGUGAGUUUGCAUCAGGACGCGUUUGUGUCAACCUCGCGACGAAGCGAAAUGUCGAAAAGAUAGGGGGUAUCGAUCGUCAGCCGACGCGGCAGGCGCGUGCGUUGUUUUAAGGAAACAAAUAUACGCUUGUCAAGCGCGUGGGAGAACCGAAUUAGCAAGCGAAUGAAUCGAAGAACGAUAUUAUUUAUUGAAUAAAGCUGCAAUGGAAACGGGCGCGUCCGAGAGGCGAACAGUUGUUGCGUAUUGUAAACGUUUUGGGAACGUUCCUCUUUUUUGUACGAGAGAAAUCACGUUGUUAUAAUAAAAAGUUAGCGAAACAGAUUUAUUUUAA
Molecule: messenger RNA, 2257 nt
Organism: Vollenhovia emeryi
Lineage: Eukaryota; Metazoa; Arthropoda; Insecta; Hymenoptera; Formicidae
Product: hexokinase-2-like
Exons: 10
Coding region: 282-1694 (470 amino acids)
Biological process (GO): glycolytic process; glucose 6-phosphate metabolic process; intracellular glucose homeostasis
Cellular component (GO): cytosol; mitochondrion
Molecular function (GO): ATP binding; mannokinase activity; fructokinase activity
Source: RefSeq, a predicted model, not a curated record